CACAGGGACAGCACUCGAAGAAGAAGAGAAGGUUACUCCCUGCUCAGUUGAUAUUGGUGAUGCCUUCCAGAAGAUGCUGAGGAUGGAUAGAUAGAUAGAUAGAUUUAAAUCACAUGCCCCAGAUUCAAGAGGAGAGAACCAGUAAUAUUUUACUUCCUUUAAAGGAAUUAUAGUAUCUGAUUUCAAAGUCAUUCACUGCAACCUUUGUAUUGUGGGGGUUUUAACUGUUACUUUGCUUUUCUUUCCUGCUACAGCAAAGUGCAAGAUUUGUGAAUGGGCAUUUGAGAGUGAGCCAAUGUUCUUGCAGCAUAUGAAGGAUACCCACAAGCCUGGAGAAAUGCCCUACGUUUGUCAGGUCUGUCAAUAUCGUUCGUCGCUUUACUCUGAAGUGGAUAGCCAUUUCCGAAUGAUCCACGAGGACACACGGCACCUGCUCUGUCCUUAUUGCCUGAAAGUCUUUAAGAAUGGCAAUGCCUUCCAGCAGCAUUUCAUGAGGCACCAGGUAACCCAAAAGAAGAGUGUUUAUCACUGUAACAAGUGUCGUCUGCAAUUCCUAUUUGCCAAGGAUAAAAUUGAACACAAGCUGCAGCACCACAAAACUUUCCGAAAGCCCAAACAGCUAGAAGGACUGAAACCUGGAACCAAGGUUACAAUUAGAGCAUCUAGAGGACAGCCGCGGACGGUGCCAGUAUCUUCGAAUGAUGCGCCACAGGGCACCUUGCAGGAAGCCACUCCACUGACGACUUCCUCGGACCCCCAGCCCAUCUUCCUGUACCCACCCGUCCAGAGGAACAUCCAGAAGAGAGCAGUCAAGAAAAUGAGUGUCCUGGGGAGGCAGACGUGCUUGGAGUGCAGCUUCGAAAUCCCAGAUUUCCCAAACCACUUUCCUACCUACGUCCACUGUUCGCUGUGUCGUUAUAGCACUUGCUGCUCCAGAGCUUAUGCCAACCAUAUGAUCAACAACCACGUUCCUCGGAAGAGUCCAAAAUACUUGGCCUUGUUUAAAAACUAUACUGCCUGCGGGGUAAAGUUGGCUUGUGCCUCCUGUCUUUUUGCAACAUCUGAAGGUGAUGCAAUGGCCAAGCAUCUGGUCUUCAACCCAUCACAUGAGUUCAGUAACAUCAUUUUCCGAGGGCCCACUUGGAUUUCACAUUCAAGGCACAGCCAGCCCCAUGACGGAAUCAUGAAGAAUAUAUACUCCACCUAUCCCCCAAGUAAAGCUGCUACUGUGAAAUCAAAGCCUUCGUUACCUGAGAAGGAUGAGUUGGAGCCUGAAGCAGUGCCAGAGGCAUAUAAGAGACCUGUAGUUAGUCAGGAGGAAGAGUGCUUAAAUAUUGAUGAUCAAGAAGAAGAACAGCCAGCAAAAGAGCCCGAACCUGUAAGCAAAAAGGAACAACUGUCUGUGAAAAAGCUUCGUGUUGUACUGUUUGCUUUGUGCUGCAACACUGAACAGGCAGCAGAGCACUUCAGGAAUCCUCAGAGGCGUAUCCGGCGCUGGCUGCGGAGGUUUCAAGCUUUCCAAGAAGAUAACUUAGCAUCUUUGUCAGAAGGCAAGUACCUCAGCUUGGAGGCUGAAGAGAAGCUAGCAGAGUGGGUCCUCACACAAAGAGAGCAGCAGCUGCCUGUGAAUGAGGAAACUCUCUUUCAGAAGGCAACCAAGAUUGGCCGGUCCCUUGAGGGAGGCUUCAAGAUCUCCUACGAAUGGGCAGUGAGGUUCAUGCUCAGGCACAACCUCAGCAUGCACACCCGCAGAGCGGUGGCUCACCCUCUCCCCAAAGACGUAGACGAAAAUGCCAGCUGCUUCAUUGAGUUUGUGCAGCGGCAGAUCCACACCCAGGACCUGCCGCUGUCCAUGAUCGCAGCCAUUGAUGAGAUCUCUCUUUUCCUUGAUGUGGAGGUACUGAGCAGCGACGACAGGAAAGAGAAUGCGUUGCAGACAGUGGGGACCGGGGAGCCCUGGUGCGACGUUGUCCUCGCUAUCUUAGCUGAUGGCAGCAUUCUGCCAACACUAGUGUUCUACAGGGGUCACGUAGAGCAGCCUGCCAAUGUGCCGGAGUCUAUUAUAUUGGAAGCAAAGGAGAAUGGGUACAGCGAUGAUGAAAUCAUGGAGCUGUGGUCUUCUAGAGUGUGGCAGAAGCACACGGAGUGCCAGAACAGCAAGGGCAUGCUGGUGCUGGAUUGCCACCGAACACAUCUGUCUGAAGAGGUACUUUCCUUACUGAAUGCAUCCAGCACUCUGCCAGCCGUAGUCCCUGCUGGCUGCAGCUCCAAAAUCCAACCCCUGGAUGUGUGCAUAAAAAGGACUGUGAAAAACUUCUUGCAUAAAAAGUGGAAAGAGCAAGCCAAGGAAAUGGCGGACUCCACAUGCGACUCGGACAUUCUCCUCCAGCUGGUUUUAUGCUGGCUGGCGGAGGUUCUGGAAGUCAUUGGCGACUGUCCUGAACUUGUGCAGCAGUCCUUCCUGGUGGCUAGCGUGCUGCCUGGCCCCGAUGGCACGGCCAACUCUCCCACACGCAAUGCUGACAUGCAGGAGGAGCUGAUCGCCUCUCUGGAGGAGCAGCUGAAGCUGAGCGAUGAGCUGCAGGACGAAGAAGUUGGAUUCCAGGAUAGGACCCGUGCCGAAGAAUCUACAGACCCAGAAAUCCUCCACCAGCUCUUUGAAGGGGAAAGCGAGACUGAAUCCUUCUAUGGCUUUGAAGAUGCUGAUUUGGAUCUGAUGGAAAUCUGAGCACUAAUCUGAGAAUCAUGAUCCAGAAAGGGUUAUUUUUUAAAUAAAUGUUGGAUGAGACCAUUACACUUCCCUGUGGAUUUGUGGGAUUAGGAAAUUUGUAGGUGAUCACUCAGAUUAAUAGCCAUUUAUGCUGUUCAUUUAUAAGUUUUGUGCUUUUUUUAAAAAAAAAAAAGAAAGAAAUCACUGUGUUGGUAUUUUCUGACGCUAUAUUGUGGGUGAAUAUUUUUGCGUUUUCUUUACCUCACUGUAUCAUAGUUUUCUGUUUUAUUGUGCAAAAAUGUUUUGAAUUAUACUACAUCGUCAAUGUGACCAUUUCUAAAGAAAGGAAAAAAAAAUAUGUAGCUAAUGAACCAGUAUAUAAAUCUUUUGGUUGUCUUAACACAGAUUUUUUUUUAUUUUUUUUUUAACAUUUGACCCAGAGAUUUAGGUUUCUGUAGUAACUUUAGAUAUGAAUUAUUGCUUUAAUGUGUGAAACCUUCUAUUAUUGGCCAUUGAGAUUUGGGUUUUUGUUUCUUUUUAAAAAAAGAAAAAGAAGAGCAAUGACUUUGCUUGUGAAUCUUGACACGGGGUAAAACACGGGGAUAGAAUUUUGCCUGUUCAAUGCCAGCAACGGUUCUUAGGAGCCAUUAGUAUUUGAACUGGGGUUGAACUGAGAUCUAUAUUUAGGGAGUUAGGUGCAGUGUUAAAGCCAGCCUCUCGUUUUUGAGUAGACUUCAUGACAACUGGAGGACACUGUGUGGGAUGGUUUCAUUCCUCCACCCAGGAAACCAUCUGACACCCACCCACCUUGCUCCAAAGAAUUACUGACAGAGGGUACAUGACGGAAGAGACAAGCCAAGCCUGUCUUGAUCUUCCUGUACAAUAGAUGGGAGCUAAAACUAUAUGGACCAUUAAACAACCUUUUUAAACUACUAGUAGUUGAUAAACCUGCUUUAACCAGUGGCAUCAGACACUACGUUCCUUAGAAUUAGAAAAUCUGAUUUAAUGAAACAAACUGUGAUGUGCACAAAAGGAAGACAUUUGUUUUUAUUUUUCACUGCCAACUUAAAUUUUUCUAUAAUUUGCAUGUUUGAGGGUUUUUUAAUUGUAUGUAUUAUGGUAUAAACUGAAAGCAUUUUGACAUACAAAAAUCAGAAGCACCUGCACCUUUCUGUUUCCAUAGAGGUUUUUGAGAACCUUCCCUAUUACCCAAGGAAAGCAGGAGGCAGCAUGUGCAGACCUGUAAAUGGUUCAUCUUUAAAGUGUACAUAAGUGGAACAUUUAAUAAAACCAGGGAAAUGGA
Terrapene triunguis (Three-toed box turtle) is the source of this 4013-nucleotide messenger RNA. It is a transcript of the gene POGZ, whose product is annotated as pogo transposable element derived with ZNF domain. The coding region runs from base 296 to 2728 and encodes 810 amino acids. The record is from RefSeq and is a predicted model, not a curated record. NCBI's taxonomy places the organism in Eukaryota, Metazoa, Chordata, Testudines, Emydidae. Gene Ontology annotation, biological process: regulation of DNA-templated transcription. Gene Ontology annotation, molecular function: DNA-binding transcription factor activity, RNA polymerase II-specific; RNA polymerase II cis-regulatory region sequence-specific DNA binding. The transcript is spliced from 9 exons.